Molecule: messenger RNA, 1365 nt
Organism: Nicotiana attenuata
Lineage: Eukaryota; Viridiplantae; Streptophyta; Magnoliopsida; Solanales; Solanaceae
Exons: 2
Coding region: 1-1365 (454 amino acids)
Molecular function (GO): RNA-DNA hybrid ribonuclease activity; nucleic acid binding
Source: RefSeq, a predicted model, not a curated record
AUGGUAGUAUAUAUAGACGAUAUGCUCGUUAAGUCUUUGAAUGCAGGUGACCACCUUAAGCAUUUGCCAGAAACAUUCGACAUCCUGAGGGAGCAUAACAUGAAACUUAACCCCGGGAAGUGCGCGUUCGGGGUCAACUCUGAAUGUCAACAAGCCUUGAAGGACUUCAAGAAGUACUUGUCAUGCCCUCCGUUGCUCUCAAAACCAAAAGAAGGUGAAAUAUUGCUAGCCUACCACGGGGUUUUAGAAGUUGUGGUAAGUGCAGUUUUAGUCCGAGAGGACGAAGGUACGCAAUCUCCCAUUUAUUAUGUUAGCAAAAUUCUAACGGGAGUGGAAACUCUCUACCCACAUUUGAAAAAAUUGGCCUUAGCUCUUGUAGUAGCUGCUCAGAAGCUGAGGCCCUACUUCCAAUGUCACCCAAUAGUUGUGGUGACUACUUUCCCUUUGCGGAACAUUCUUCAUAAGCCCGAUCUAUCGAGCAGAUUGGCUAAAUGGGCCGUUAAAAUGAGUGAAUUUGAUAUUGAAUACAAACCAAGGACUACAAUUAAGUCACAAGUAUUGGCUGACUUCAUGGCUGACCUAAGUAUGGGACUUUUGCCUCUGGCAGCCACGGAGGAAGUAAUGGUGUCAGAAUCAACAUCGGGUGUUUGGACCUUAUUUACGGACAGAGCUUCCAACGUAAAAGGGUCCGGGCUCGGAAUAGUCUUAACCACGCCAUCGGGGGAAACCUUAAGGCAAGCCAUCAGAAUGAUCCCUUUAACUAACAAUGAAGUAAAGUAUGAAGCUUUGAUUGUAGGGCUCGAACUGGCGCGGGGACUUGACUCCGACGUCAUUGAAAUCAAAUGUGAUUCACAGUUGGUGGUAAAUCAGGUCUACGGGAUCUUUGACACCAAAGAACAAUGUACGCAACAAUACGUGGCAAAGGUCCAGGCUCUGUUGGCACAAUUCCGGGAACGGUCAAUCACUCAUAUCCCGAGGGAGGAAAACACAGAAGCAGAUGCAUUGGCAAACUUGGGCACGUCGACAGAAAUCAAGGGAUCAGAAUUAGGGAUGGUAGUACAACUGAUGAAUUCAGUCUUGGAUACAGAUGGUUACUAUGAGGUGAAUUCGGCUAGUUUGGUCUGGGACUGGAGAAAUGAAAUAAUCGAUUAUCUCGAGCACGGGAAGUUGCCCGAAGACCCCAAAGCAUCACGAGCGUUACGCGCCAAAGCUGCAUGUUAUAGCUUCAAGAAAGGCCAAUUGUAUAGAAAAUCCUUUCAAGGCCCGUUGGCCCAGUGCUUAGGAGCGUCAGAAGCUAAUUAUGUCAUGAGAGAAGUUCAUGAAAGGAUAUGCGGCAACCACUCGGUAGCAGAUCUUUGGUGCUGA